AUGGCAUUUUAUCCACUGCAAAUCGCUGGACUGGUUCUUGGGUUCUUCGGCAUGGUCGGGACCCUUACCACAACUCUUCUGCCUCAGUGGAGAGUAUCGGCUUUUAUUGGCAGCAACAUUAUUGUCUUCGAAAGGGUCUGGGAAGGCCUCUGGAUGAACUGUGUCCGACAAGCCAAGGAUAAGUUGCAGUGCAAGGCCUAUGAUUCUUUGCUGGCCCUCCCUCCUGCCCUAGAGGCGUCCCGGGCCCUCAUGUGUGUGGCUGUGGCCCUAUCUGUGAUUGCUCUGCUUGUCGGCAUCUGUGGCAUGAAGAAGAUUCGGUGCACAGGCUCUAACCGGAGGGCAAAAGCAUACCUCGUGGGAAUUUCCGGAGUCCUGUUUAUCCUGACCGGUAUCUUCGUCCUGAUUCCAGUGUGCUGGAUGGCCAAUACCAUCAUCAGGGAUUUCUACAACCCAGCGGUCCAUGUAGGUCAGAAACGAGAGCUGGGAGCUUCACUCUUCGUCGGCUGGGCCACUACCGCGGUCCUCAUCGUCGGAGGGGCUCUGCUCUGUGGGUUCUGCUGUUGCAACCGAAAGAGGCCAAGGCACAGAUAUUUAGCCCCUGGGCGUCAUGUGCCACAUGCACGUAAUCCACGACCGACAGUGAGGGUGCUCAGUAGGACUUCCACCAGUUAUGUCUAA
Messenger RNA from Budorcas taxicolor (takin), 678 nucleotides. RefSeq names its product claudin 17 (gene CLDN17). The record is from RefSeq and is a predicted model, not a curated record. Gene Ontology annotation, molecular function: structural molecule activity. The transcript has a single exon. Gene Ontology annotation, cellular component: bicellular tight junction; plasma membrane. NCBI's taxonomy places the organism in Eukaryota, Metazoa, Chordata, Mammalia, Artiodactyla, Bovidae. Bases 1 to 678 code for a protein of 225 amino acids. Gene Ontology annotation, biological process: cell adhesion; bicellular tight junction assembly.